UGGUCCGUGUCCGGGGACUCUGCCCCGGGAUCUGCGUCCGUCCGGGCUCUCUUUCCCGGUCCGUAUCCGUCCGGAGCUCUGUCAGGGGCUGAGGGUCCGUCCCGUGUCCGUGUCCACCGGGGGUCUCUCUCCGGUGUCCGUGUCCAUCCGGGGCCUCUGUCCCCGGUCCGUGGCCGUCCUGGGGCUCUGUCCGAGAGCUCAACGAAGCGUGCUGGUGGCACACUGAAACUUGGGAGAGUGUAAGAGCACACCCUGGCACGACUUGCGGCAGCAAGGAUUGCUGGAAAAAUUCAGGUUUCCUGAAUGGCAAGCCAGGUUUAUGUUAAGACAUGGUGACUGACUUUGAUGAAAAACAUGACGAAUAUUUAAUAUCCCUUCAGCAGAGAAACCGGCUGCAGGAGCGGUUAAAAAGAAAAGAUCCCGUGCAAAUCAGACUGGAGCAGUUGGAAAAAGGAUUUUCUCUGUAUGUGAAUGGAGCUAACUCUGAGCUAAGAAAGUACCCCAGGAAAAUCACCCCACACAGCUGCCUGAGGAACAGGCUCAGACCCACCAGGACAAAGGAAGCAGCCCAGCUAGAAGAGAGUGGGCUGCCAGACCACAGCCCUCAGACUGCCACAAGCAAGAUACAACGCAGGAAUUGGCUUCAGAAAACUGUGGCAAUUAAGACAGAAGAAGGGGGUAAACUCUACAUUAAACCAUCUCUGCAGUACUCUGAAGAUUUUGAACCUUAUGAAAGCUUGAGUGUGGAGAGCAGCAGUGAUGAUGAUGAUGAUGGUCCUCUCUCCCAGCAGGAAUUGAGAAGCAGCUUGCAGCACAGUGUGGAAGAGGAGAGGAUGGAAGAAGACUCCCUUAGUGAUGAUUAUGACUCUGUUGAAGAGGAUGUGUUUUCAGACCCAUCUCCCACUGAGGAAGCAAUUACAGGCUUUGAAGGCCUUCAGCUGGAUAGCAGUGGGGCACUGCAGCAGGAAGGUUCUGAACAUCAGGAUGCUGGGAGAUGCUCUGGCCUUGAUUCUGGUGCCCCAGCUGUGCUGGAGUUCAACCAGGAUCAAAGCAAAGUGAAGCCAGUGCAAGUUCUCUCAGCCAAAAGAAAGGACAGUGCUGAAGUGUACAUUCCUGUCAAACCAGUCAUGCUGAAAAAUAAAGGCACUCGGCCACUCUCUGCUGAGUUCUUGCACCAGGACAGACAUGAAACAAUGUAUUCUAAGCCCUUAAGUCGACCAGAAACAUCCCUUUCAGUAACCAGGAAGAGUGUGUGUGAGAAGGAUCCUGACUUCUCUGUUUCAGCUGUUGUUCAAGCAGUGCAGAUUGAGAAUGAAUUCUUGCAGGGAGAUCUGCAAAGGCAAGCAGUUGCCACAAACCCCCAAAAGGAGACAUUUUCUGUUUCUUCUAUUCUUUCUGCAAAGACUGAACCUCCAGAAAAACGCCAGACAAGGACUACAGUCACCAGAGCUGUGGAGAGAUUCUGCCCUUUUGGGAGCAGACAAAAGAAGAGACUCCUGAAAGCCUUUGUGGAGCGUGGGAGCCAUUCUGCCUGUGACAGUGACAGAUCCCUGGCUGGUGGCAAAGCUGGAGUAAAUUCCAUGUGGAGAGAGAUGACAGCCAAUAUGGAAGUACAUGAUGCCAUUUAUGUGACCAUGGAACUUCUUUCCAACUGGGGGAAUCCAGCAAAUGUGGGCCUGAGCCAGGUGGAAUUCUUUGAUUUGCACAACAAGAGGAUCUUUGUGUCUCCUCAUGAUGUGGACAUUCGAAAUGCUGACAACCCAGGGGAUUUGUGCUGCCUGGUCAAUAAUAACUUAAAUCUCCCCAAGGAAAGCUGCCUUUGGAUGUGCCCUUUCCACCCACCCGUCCAACUUUACUUUGUUAUCCGCAAUCCCACCCGCUCACGUGACUUUGGUAUAUCCAAGAUCAAGAUUUGGAAUUACAACACAACAACUCCCAGUAAAUACCUGGCUGCUUCAUCUGGAUACACUUCAGACCUUUUCUGCUUCCUAAAAUACCUAUCCCAGACAUUCCAAAGCAUCAGAGAACAGUCUCCCACUGACUGGAAAAGCGUUUUUGAAGACCUUGAUGUUGGAGCAAAGAAGGUGAAGUUGUAUGUUGAUGAGAACCUUGUAUUUGAUGGCGAAUUAGAGAGAGGCUCUGGAGAUCUCCUUGCUGACCAGAGCACCACAAUUGACCUUACAGAUCACAAGCAAGAUAGCUCAGCCUCUCCCUCAGCUGAGAGGAAAGAAGGAAAUGCACCUGCAGGUCCAGACAAGAAAACAGACAUACAUUUUAAAUGCCCAGAACCAAACAGUGCUUCACUAAACUGGACAGCUCUGCCAGAAGAAAAUCUUCUUGAGCCUAAGAUGAACUCAAUCAGCUUUACAAAGAAAAAUUUUUCUCAGUUAGAGGAUGAUCUAAAAGUGUUCCCAUCUCAAGUUUGUAUAAAAGAUGCCAAAGAGGAGGCAGCAGCAGUUCCAGAGCACGUUCAGUCUGAUGAUGAGCUUUGUUUGAGUGAGCAAAUGGAAAGGUUAACAGGAAGAAAACUGACUGAUUCUGCAGGUGCAAUUCCUUCUUGGUUGCAGUCAUCUUCCCAGGUAACACGGAGUAAUCAGGUCUCUCCCAGUAGGCAGAAGCCUCCUUGGCUUGCUCCAGAACAGAAUUUCAGCUCCAGAUUUCAAACACAGCCAGAUGAAAUAAUGAAAAACUUCUCAGAUCUGAUAAAUGAGGAUGUCAAAUGUCAGAGGCAUGAACUGGGAGGAUCCAAUAGUAGAAAUGCAACUGGAGAUGGGAGAUCACAAACGCUGACCAGAAAGGAUGCUGAUGUGGACUUGGAUAUUUUUGACUCCCUUUCUAACAAAAACUGCAGUUUGCAGUACCCUGUGAGUGGAAGGAGAAGUGUCAUGUGUGGUAAAAAGCUGGGAUUAAACACUACCAAUCUUGGAGAAGAUGAUUCUGCUCCCAAAGAUGAAGACUUUCCCAUCAAGGACGUAGCGACCUCUAGAAUGAAGUGGUGCAGUGAGCAAGAGCACACUCUGCAGGAGUCCUGGAACUCCUUGGUGAAAUUUAAUUAUUCCCACCGUGGUCGGAUCUCGAACAUGGAUUUUCAAGGGGACAUUUUUGAUGAGUUUCUCCAUCAACAGAAAAUCAACCGGCCUGGAGAAUAUCAGAGAAAAGAGGGACUACAAACACUACCAAAGAAGCAAGAGGAAGAAAAUUCUGUGGAGAUACAGGAUGGAAGUGAUUUUAAAAUCCCUGUCUUACCUUAUGGGCAGCACUUGGUGAUAGACAUCCGAACAACGUGGGGAGACAGACAUUAUGUUGGUCUUAAUGGAAUUGAAAUUUUCAGUUCUAAAGGAGAGCCUGUUCAGAUUGCAAAAAUAACAGCUGAACCCCCUGACAUAAAUAUUUUACCAGCUUAUGGAAAUGAUCCCAGGAUAGUAACCAACCUGAUAGAUGGGGUGAAUCGGACCCAGGAUGAUAUGCACCUCUGGCUGGCACCAUUCACCCCUGGAAAACCUCACUUUGUCUUUAUUGACUUUGUGAAUUCCUGUCAGGUGGCCAUGAUUAGGAUCUGGAAUUACAAUAAAUCCCGGAUCCACUCCUUCCGAGGUGUCAAAGACAUCAUCAUGGUGCUGGAUGAGCAGUGCAUCUUUAAAGGAGAGAUUGCCAAAGCCUCAGGAACCUUGUCUGGAGCUCCAGAGCACUUUGGGGAUACCAUAUUGUUCACUACUGAUGAUGAUAUUCUUGAAGCCAUUUACUACUAUGAUGAGACAUAUGAUGGAGAAAUGGGAGAUUCCAGCUCCCUGAGAUAUGAGGAAGAGCUGAAGAGGCCAACAACUGCAGACAGGGAGGGAGAUGAGAGACCUUUUACACAAGCAGGGUUGAGAACAGAGAAUCAACAGGACAGCCUGGGUGGGGAGGCAGAAGGGAGAUUGAUAUACAAAAAGAAACAGGUUCAGGAGCCAGACCCUGUCUCUGAAUGCUUACCAAAGGAAACAGGAAUAUUUACUGGAAAAUGCCUGCAACUGAACUUCACCAUGACCUGGGGAGACUCUCAUUACCUGGGGCUGACAGGACUUGAAGUGAUAGGAAAGGAUGGUCAAGCAUUAAAAAUCAAUGCAGAACAGAUUUCUGCUUCACCCCAAGACUUGAAUGAUCUUCCAGAGUACACAGGAGAUUCCAGAACAUUAGAAAAGUUAAUAGAUGGGACUAAUAUCACAGUGGAGGAUGACCAUAUGUGGCUCAUUCCCUUCUCUUUUGGAGAAGAUCAUCUGCUCACAAUCCAUUUUGAUAAAACUGAAAGUAUUGCAGGGCUUCGCUUUUGGAACUAUAAUAAAUCUCCAGAGGAUACCUACAGAGGGGCUAAGGUGGUCCAUGUGGUGCUGGAUGGGCACAGCAUCUCCCCCCUGGAGGGCUUCCUUAUCCGCAAGGGACCAGGCAACUGCCACUUUGACUUUGCUCAAGAAAUUCUCUUUCUUGACUAUCUACAGCCCCAGCCAGCUCCUAAAGUACACAGGAGGAAUGCUUCAAGGACACUGGAACAAGCCAGCAUGGACUAUGAAGCACCAUUAAUGCCCUGUGGCUUUAUUUUCCAGUUCCAGCUCCUGACGAGUUGGGGUGAUCCCUACUACAUUGGUUUGAAUGGGCUGGAGCUGUUCAAUGAGCAUGGAGAGCAAAUCCUACUGACUGAAAACAAUAUUGCUGCUUUUCCAGAUAGUGUCAACAUUUUAGAUGAUGUAUCUGGAGACAUCCGGACUCCAGACAAACUGAUUGACAGAGUGAAUGACACCACUGAUGGCAGGCACAUGUGGCUGGCACCAGUUCUUCCUGGUUUGGUGAAUAGGGUAUAUGUCAUUUUUGAUGUACCUACUACCGUGUCAAUGAUCAAGUUAUGGAAUUAUGCCAAGACACCUCAGAGAGGUGUGAAGGAGUUUGGUCUUCUGGUCGAUGACUUGCUGGUGUACAAUGGGAUUCUGGACAUGGUGAGCCAUGUGGUGUCAGGCAUCCUGCCCACAUGUGACCCCGUGGUGCCCUACCACACCAUCCUCUUCACGGAUGACGAGAGGAUUUGCCACAAGGAGAGGAGAAAUGUUAUCAGCAAUCAUGUGGGGGAUCAGGAUGUACGAAUGAUGAAUGAAAAUGAGAUUGUCACCAGCAGCAAAAAGAAACAAGUUGUGGCUGAUCCGGCUCUGCGCCCCAAAACCUGCAUGAAUGAGAAAGGACUGCAGAGGAGGAAAAGAUAACAAGGAAAGUCCUGAAUGCAUCCAGCCCUAAGGAACUGCACUCCAGAUCUCCAAAAUAUGCAUAUCCAAAUGGAAGAUUUUCUAUGUCUGCUGGUGCUGCACCACCUCCUCUUGUGAGAGGCAGUUUUAUUUGCUACAGGAUUCUUUUUUCAGAAUGAAAUCUGAAGCGUGAA
Messenger RNA from Passer domesticus (house sparrow), 5401 nucleotides. It is a transcript of the gene KATNIP, whose product is annotated as katanin interacting protein. The transcript has 29 exons. NCBI's taxonomy places the organism in Eukaryota, Metazoa, Chordata, Aves, Passeriformes, Passeridae. The record is from RefSeq and is a predicted model, not a curated record. The coding region runs from base 330 to 5228 and encodes 1632 amino acids.